AUGGCGGACGCGGUCAUCUCCCGCGUCGCUGCGACGGCCUCGUACGUCGCGCUGGGCUACCUGCUGCAGCGCGUCGGCGCGGUGAAGCGCGACGACGGCCGGGUGAUGCUCCGAUUCGUGGUGCAGGUGACCCUCCCCGCGCUGCUCCUGCACACGCUGACGCACAGCGGCCCUCUGUUCGGACCGGGCACCCCGCUCGUGUUUAUGAUCGCGGUACUUGCCAGCGCCAUAGUCGCGGGCGGGUCCUACCUCCUCUACAGACGCAGACCCAGCUACGAGCGCGGUUUACUCGUCGGAUGCGCCACGGGGGUCAACUUGGGCACCUUCGCGUACCCCUUCCUCGAGGCCGUCUUUGGACCCGAGGGGCUCAGGCUGGCGGCGCUGUACGACAUCCCCAACGCGUUGAUCGUCUUCGGCGUCGCGUCCGCCAUCUUCGCCACGGAGGAGCGCAACACGCGCAUGGAGGCGAAGGAACGCUCGGGGAAGCACGACGACGGUGGAGUUUACGAAGGCGAGUGGACCGGCAUGGACGCGCAGGGCAACCAAUACAAGCAGGGCGUCGGCGUCUACACGUACCCCAGCGGCGCCUCUUACGAGGGCCAGUGGAACAACAACGUCAAGGAGGGGUACGGCGUGUACAAGUGGGCGAAGGGUGGUAGCUACGCCGGCGAGUGGAAGCGCGGCACGUUCAACGGCUUGGGCCUCAGGUUUCUGAGAAGCGGCAAGUUCAAGUCGGGGCGGUUCGAGGAGGGCGAGUUCGUCGAGGCCAUGGACAUGGAGAAGAGCGACGGGGCCGCGAGCAAGGCAGCGGACGCCGCGAAGGAGGCGAGGAAGGCUGCGGAGAAGAGCAGGGGCGUCCAAGAGACGAACGCUCAAGCCGCGGCGAGGAUAAUCGCCAAGACGCUCACCUUCCCGCCGAUGGUGGCUCUGAUUCUAGCCGCCGUCGCCACGUCAGGCGGCGCGGGGGCGACCGCUCCGGGGGUCUCCGCCCUUCCCGAGGCCAUCGCGUCGCUCAUAGCGCCGCUCGCCGCCGCGAACAGGCCGCUGGUGCUCGUCACCCUCGGCGUCCUCUUCCAGCCGCUGCUCCCCCGUCUUCAGAUGCGAGUGGUUGCCAAUUUUCUCGCGACCAAGUACUCGCUCUCGCUCGUCGCGGCGGCGGCUGCGACAGCCUUCGUUCCCCCCUCGUUCGGCGCGAUUCGGUUCAUCCUCGCCGCGAUCGUGCUCAUGCCCGUGCCCUCGGUGUGCGUGCAAUACGCGUCGGAGCACGACGCGGACGCGGUUUUGGCCGGGUGCCUGGCAAACUACUCGCAAGUCGCGAGUCUUGUUUUCCUCUGCGCCCUCGGCGCCUUCUCCGCGUCGCCCGAUCCGAGCGCUGCGAGGUGGCUGAUGCCCGCGUGCCUGCUUGGCGCCGCUGGUGCCGUCGCCGGGCUCGGGUUUCUCGCCGACAGGGCCCUGGCGCCGGUCAAGAUGGUGUUCAGGGGGAAGGUGCCGGGCGGAUCCAGGGAACAAGCCGCGGAGCUGACGAAGAAGCUGAAAAAGAUUGAGAUUUCCAAGCCCGAGCCCGGGGAGGAGGGGAACAGCGGCGCGGGUCCCACGGUGGCGAGCGCCGCCGGCGUCGGGAGGCGCGCAUCCGCCGCCGAUGGACGCGGUGGAUGGACGGGUCGCAUCGCGCGUCACGGGAGGGGGGGCGAGGGGUGGCGGGGAACUGGCGGGUGGUGGGCGGCGCCGCGGCGGAACCGGGGGGCGAGGCUCGCUCCGCGCGCGACGGCGUCGGCGGGGGCGAGGGGCGCGCCGCCAAACAGAGGGGCGGUCGUCCCGCGCCCGGCGUUGGCGUACGCGUGA
Messenger RNA from Micromonas commoda, 1842 nucleotides. Its product is annotated as auxin efflux carrier family. Gene Ontology annotation, biological process: transmembrane transport. NCBI's taxonomy places the organism in Eukaryota, Viridiplantae, Chlorophyta, Mamiellophyceae, Mamiellales, Mamiellaceae. Gene Ontology annotation, cellular component: membrane. The transcript has a single exon. Bases 1 to 1842 code for a protein of 613 amino acids. The record is from RefSeq and is a predicted model, not a curated record.